Molecule: messenger RNA, 363 nt
Organism: Rhizophagus irregularis DAOM 181602=DAOM 197198
Lineage: Eukaryota; Fungi; Glomeromycota; Glomeromycetes; Glomerales; Glomeraceae
Source: RefSeq, a predicted model, not a curated record
CCUUUUCGUCUCCCAUCACUCCUCUUCAUCUUCCCAUCACUUCUUUUCAUCUCCUAUCACUCCUUUUCAUCUCCCAUCAUCCUUUUGUUUCCUAUCAAUUCAUAUUACUCUUUUUUACUCCCUUUCAUCUUCUAUUACUUUCCAUUACUUCAUUGUUAUUUCAUUUUUUUAUUAGCAUCUUUCUUCUUGAUCAUUGUAAUUUACUUAAUAUCUUUCUUUUAUAGUAUCACUUCAUUAAAAAUAAAUAGUGAUUUUUUCUUUAAAAUCGUAAAUGUGUGAUUUAAAUUUUAAUAUUUGCAAAUAAAAUUUCAUUAGAUAAGAUUAUUUUGAAUAAAUAUGUUUGCAAAAAAAUUUUUUUUAAAA